CACCUCAUCCUCAAAAGUACACGUCACCCUCAACCGCUCACUUUCUCUUUUCUCUCAAAUCAAAAGCCCCUCUCGUUUUGUUUUUUCUCUUUUUUUUAAUACGUCUUUUUAAUCCGCGUCUCUGCUCUUUCAUCUUCUCUUGCCAAAAUCUGGGCAUGGUAAGUCGGCUUCUUUUUUGAUUAUUUUCGAACUUUAUUUUCUUUUAGUACAGAAACAAAAAAAGAAAAGAAAUUUGAACCAUGGAGCUGUACGACUCGGCCACGUCCGCGUGGAGUAGCAGCGGUAGCUCAUCGUCAUCAUCCUCCAAGCCUCCGCCGCAACAUCAGCAAGAUAUCGAUGGGCUGCUCGCCGAAGCUGGAUACAAAAUCCGGUCAUCGGACCUACGACAAGUAGCUCAGCGACUGGAACGACUCGAAAUCGCCAUGGUUAAUUCCCCAGCUGAUUUCUCUCAACUCGCUUCGGAUGCUAUCUACUAUAACCCUUCCGAUCUCGCCUCCUGGGUCGACUCGCUCCUAUCCGAGUUCACUCAGCCUGCUACUUGCCCCUCCGAAUUCAUCAUGGAUCCUGUAACCAAUCAGACGGUGGUAAACAACGUGUGGACCACCGACGAACCUCAUACGCCUCAGGUGCACCAGAAUAUUUCUUACGAGCAGCAAAGUUUGAAUCAUCAGUUGACGGUUGUAACGGCCAUGGAAGAAAAUUCCGGUAUAAGGCUGGUCCACAUGUUGAUGACGUGUGCGGAGUGCGUCCAACGUGGAGACCUCUCAUUGGCUAGUUCAUUGAUAGACGACAUGCAAAUGUUACUGACACGUGUCAACACCGUUUGCGGUAUCGGUAAAGUUGCUGGACAUUUUAUCGACGCUUUGAGCCACCGUAUUUUCCAAGGAAUUGGCGUCGGCUCUAUCAACGGUGGCUCCGUUUAUGAGAACGAGAUUUUGUAUCAUCAUUUUUACGAAGCGUGUCCAUACUUGAAAUUUGCUCACUUCACGGCCAAUCAAGCGAUUCUCGAAGCUUUAGAAGGUCACGAUUGCGUCCACGUGGUGGAUUUCAAUUUGAUGCACGGCUUACAAUGGCCAGCUCUGAUACAAGCCCUCGCUUUACGUCCCAGUGGACCUCCUUUACUCCGUUUGACCGGCAUUGGACAGCCGUCUCCAGAUGGCCGUGACUCGCUUCGCGAAAUCGGUUUACGACUCGCCGAGUUGGCUCGGUCUGUUAACGUCCGUUUCACCUUCCGUGGAGUCGCGGCUUCUAGGCUCGAAGACAUCAAGCCGUGGAUGCUUCAGGUGAAUCCAGAAGAAGCAGUGGCAGUUAACUCAAUCAUGCAGCUUCACCGCUUGCUUGGAUCCGAUUCGACCCGGAAUUGUCCCAUCGAAACGGUUUUGAGUUGGAUCCGGAGCUUAAACCCGAAAAUCAUGACUGUCGUUGAACAAGAAGCAAACCACAACCAACCUGGUUACCUAGACCGGUUCACGGAAGCUCUUUAUUAUUAUUCAACGCUGUUUGAUUCUUUAGAAGCUUGCACUGUUCAACCGGAAAAAGCUUUGGCCGAGAUAUACAUCCAGAGGGAAAUAGCCAACGUGGUGAGCUGUGAAGGGUCGGCUCGAGUGGAAAGACACGAGCCAUUGGCUAAGUGGAGGACACGGCUAAGUGGAGCCGGUUUUAGGGCAUUACAUUUGGGGUCCAAUGCGUUUAAACAAGCUAGCAUGUUGUUGACUUUGUUCUCGGCGGAAGGUUAUUCGGUCGAAGAAAAUGAAGGGUGUCUGUCUCUGGGUUGGCAUAGCCGCCCUCUCAUUGCAGCUUCAGCUUGGCAAGUCAUGCCUGAUCCGGCGGCCGAGUUUCUGGCCUGGGAUAAUCAUCAGUCAUUCUCAUAGGAGGGCAGAGUAACAGUAAUAACUAAGAACUUUCAGUAAAUAUGGGCUUCUUUAAAUCGGGCAAUUUGGUUGUUAUCAAGAUGUUGAGAUGGGUUCAUAUCAAUUUAAAUUUGGUGGUUUGCAUUGGGCUUAGAGUUGAAAUUAUUAGAGGUAUUUGUUUGUAGCAGUUUCUCAAACCCAGAAUCUAGCAGUGCCAUGCAGAUGCGGUGUGGCCAUAAGAGGCUGCCACUUUGGACUUCGAGUAAUGCGUGUCUGGACAUAAGUUGUUGCCAAAGGCUGAGGCAGACUCACUGGGUAAGCGGUACCUCACACUACCUAAAUUGGGGAAUUUCUUCGGACACCUUUUUCAUGUUGUGAGUGCUGGUUGUGACUAAACAUGACCCCCCAAAUUUCUCAUCCAACCACCACAUUUUCUUUAUUUUCUUAAAGAGAUGAUCAGUAAUGCUGCUGGCAUUUGUGACACUAUUUGGAUACUGAAGAUGGGUGCGUAAGCCACUGAAUCUGCCAAAUCCUUCUGUAACAAAACUAACCAUAUAUAGGAACAGCUAUUUACUUUUCUACACUCUGUUAUUACUUUAUCCCAUGCCUUUAAUUUGCCUUAUAAAGGUGAAAAUAUCACCCGACAAGAGUUAACCAAAAAUAAUGCACUGCAUCUUCCAAGCUAAACCAAGUUUUCGAUUCUUUCAUUUUUAAUAAAGUCAAAUGUGAGUCUAAGUCUAACCAAUUGACUUUGAUGCAAAACAAAGCUGAAAAGGCUUAUGUAAGUUGAGUACUUAAUGGCAAGCAUGCAUGAAAUUAAUCACACGUGAAAAAAUGGGUUUCAAACGGCGUUGCUUCUUCCUCUAUAUCAUCUUUGCUUAGGUUUUUAAAGGAUGUGUAAUGGUAGCAUGGGAGAGAGACGAUGCAUGUGGGUUUUUUGAAAGCAAAUUAAGCCAACGGGGUCCCCUUACCGAAAUAAUGAGACAGAGCAACCCCAGAGCCCAGACCCAGAGAUGGCAAAGAGAGGAAGACUACUCACAUGAUAGACCUGUCUUUCCCUGUAAACUGUAAUGUCCCGUUCCCUUACUGUGGCUGAC
Messenger RNA from Durio zibethinus, 2947 nucleotides. RefSeq names its product protein SLENDER RICE1-LIKE 1-like. The record is from RefSeq and is a predicted model, not a curated record. Lineage: Eukaryota; Viridiplantae; Streptophyta; Magnoliopsida; Malvales; Malvaceae.